AUGUUGGUGCCGGCUACACCUUCUUUUGGAACAGUCGUCACAAGGCAGAACGACGGGACGCGGAGGUCGCCUUUGCUAUCCACAACGAAAUCGUGGGACACCCGCCCUGCCUGCCAGUGUCUGCACAUCCUCGAUGACCAGCUUCGACGCCGCAAGGGACGAAUUCUACGAGUACAUGCAUGUCUUUCUGUCGACUGUCCGAAGGCGGAUAAGUUGAUUGUCCUUGGUGACUUCAACUCCCGCGUUGGCAGAGAACAUGCUGCCUGGAGAGGAGUGCUGGAUUUCCAUAAUCUCGAUGGCUUUAAUGCCAAUGGUCUACUCCUUUUACGAACCUGCGGCGAAUACCGGUCCGUCCUGACGAACACCUUGUUCUGCCUCACGUUGCGAGAGAAGGACACAUGGAUACACUCAUUGGUCGCGACACUGGCACCUGCUGGACAGUGUCCCUGUCCGGAGACGAGACCAGCGGGACGUGUUUGUGACAAAGACGGUUCUGGGUGCCGACGGGUGAACCGACCAUCUUCUCGUCAUCUAGAAGAUGCGGAUUCGCCUACAGCCUGGCAGGAGACCUCAAGGUAAGCAACCUCCACGUAAGCUGGAUAUUGCCUUGCUGUCUUGGGCUGCUCACUAUCCCCAUUUCAGAAAUGAGCGAGCUCAGCGGAUAGACAACAUACCAGUCCCUGAUACCGCUGUCGUCACUGCCGCCGCUGACGUGACCGCCUACGUGGAGAACCGAUGGUACCAACUUCGGAACACGGUGCAGUUGACGACAUUGGCUGUCUUCGGUCGCGUACGUCGCGAACAUCAGGACUGGUUUGAUGACAACGACGUCGCCAUCGGCAGCCUGCUCUUCGAGGAAAAUUGA
Messenger RNA from Spirometra erinaceieuropaei, 865 nucleotides. NCBI's taxonomy places the organism in Eukaryota, Metazoa, Platyhelminthes, Cestoda, Diphyllobothriidea, Diphyllobothriidae. The record is from the annotation of a GenBank genome assembly.